Messenger RNA from Knipowitschia caucasica, 1518 nucleotides. The record is from the annotation of a GenBank genome assembly. NCBI's taxonomy places the organism in Eukaryota, Metazoa, Chordata, Actinopteri, Gobiiformes, Gobiidae.
AUGACUGAGUCCUGGUGGUUUCUCGGGCCGAGUGUGCAGGCUUUUGUUGGCAGCUACAUCGCUCCCCUGGUGCCAAAGUUUAGAAGUGAGAAUAAAGCUGUGGCUGCAGAGAAAGAGAGCGCAGCUUUGGUCACGUCUGCUGAACAGAAACCUGCACAGACGAUUGAAAGUGAAGAGGAGAAGAAAGAGAAGGCCAAGCAACUCCUUCAAACGCAAAGAGAGAAGAUAAUAGCCAGAGUGAGUGUGGACAACCGGACCCGGGCGCUGGUGAAGGGCUUACAGAAAGUCACUGAUGUUAAACUUCUCACAGUUCGAGUGGAGGAGCUCAGCUUUCACCUGCUUGAGUUCCCAGAGACCCGAGGUGUAGCUAUCAAGGCAAGCGUGCUGCCUACCCUGCUGCGACUGCGCCAGGCAAAAGAUCUCCCUCUGCAGUCUGCGGUGAGAGAGGCUCUGGCCGUGGUUGGGUACACGGACCCUGUGAAAGGCCGAGGUAUCCGAGUGCUGGCCAUAGACGGAGGGGGAACCAGAGGUCUCCUGGCACUGCAGACUCUCAAUAAACUUGAGACUCUUACUGGUAAAAGAGUUCAUGAGCUGUUUGACUACAUCUGCGGAGUCAGCACCGGUGCCAUCUUGGCCUUCAUGUUGGGAAUUUUUCAGAUCCCACUGGAGGAGUGCGAGCAGAUGUACAGGAAGCUGGGCACGGAUGUGUUUAAGCAGAAUGUCAUUGUGGGUACGGUGAAAAUGGGCUGGAGCCACGCUUUCUAUGACAGCGAGAUAUGGGAGAAUAUCCUCAAAGAAAGAAUGGGUGAAAGAAGCAUGAUUGAGAGCGCCAGAGAUCCACAGUGUCCUAAAGUGUCAGCAGUCAGCACCAUUGUAAACAGGGGUCUGCCACUGAAGGCCCAUGUGUUCAGGAACUACCGCCUCAUGCCCGGCACGAGAUCCCACUAUCUUGGAGACUGCAAACACAAAAUGUGGCAGGCCAUCAGGGCGUCCUCCGCCGCUCCAGGAUACUUCCAAGAAUUUGUCCUCGGAAAAGAUCUCCAUCAGGACGGAGGCCUUUUGAUCAACAACCCCACAGCCCUGGCUAUCCACGAGUGUAAGAAUCUGUGGCCGAACACACCUCUCCAGUGCGUCCUGUCUCUGGGUACGGGGCGCUAUGAAGAAGGAGGGAAAAACAGCGCCACCUACACCAGCCUCAAGACCAAGCUUUCCCACGUGAUCAGCAGUGCCACAGAUACAGAAGAGGUACACACAAUGCUGGACGCCCUCCUACCUCAGGACACAUAUUUCCGUUUCAACCCGUACAUGAGCGAGGACAUCCCAUUGAACGAAAGCCGCAUCGAGAAACUCAACUUCUUAAAAAGCGAGGCGGAGACCUACCUGGAGCGCAACGAGGCCAAACUCAAGAAGGCCGCCAGAGUAUUGGGUCAGGAGAAAGGUCCCAUCCAGAGAGGGGCAGAGUGGGUAAAGCUUAAAGCAGACAUGUACGAGGGCUUACCGUUUCUGUCCAAGCUGUAA